Messenger RNA from Sus scrofa (pig), 1712 nucleotides. It is a transcript of the gene TAS2R39, whose product is annotated as taste 2 receptor member 39. Gene Ontology annotation, biological process: G protein-coupled receptor signaling pathway; detection of chemical stimulus involved in sensory perception of bitter taste; sensory perception of taste. Gene Ontology annotation, molecular function: G protein-coupled receptor activity; bitter taste receptor activity. Gene Ontology annotation, cellular component: membrane. The record is from RefSeq and is a predicted model, not a curated record. Lineage: Eukaryota; Metazoa; Chordata; Mammalia; Artiodactyla; Suidae.
UAUAUAUGGUCAAUUUGCUGUAUGGCAGAAAUUGACACAACACUGAAAAUCAAUUAUAUGUUAAAAAAGGAAAAAGGAUCCCCAAGUGUAGGUAAUGUAACAUAGUGCUAGGAACAAAGACUCUGGGACCAGGUGACUUAGGUGUGCCUCUCAGCUCUCUUUCUCCCCCUCACCCCCUCUCUCGCUUUCUCUCUGUGACUUUGGAUGAGUUUUUUAGCCUCAGUUUCCACAUCUGCAAAAUGGAGAUAAUAAAAGUACAUUCUUCAUAGAGCUGUUGUAAGGCUUAAAUGUUGUAAUACAUACAUAGGGAUUGCACAGCGCCUGGCACAUAAGAACUGUAUCUAUUUCAAGUUAUUAGCAUUUUCAGUCACUUCCCUGAGGUCACAAGUGAAACUCAAUUAAAUGAUGACUGGGUGGACAGAUGUUGGACUUAAUUGGAGCUAGUUAAGAACAUAGUUCUCAAAAUCAUGUCAGUGGUUUAUAAAGGAGUGUCUAAAGUUCUUCCCUGGGCCCCAUGUUUGAACUAACACACCAACACAUCCAAAAGGACAUGGGAGAGGAUUACAAACAAAUCCAUCAUUUGCAUGUCCAGGUUUAGAACUAAGAAUUCUAAAAUAAACAAAUGGAAUAGAUUUGGAAAUGAUGCAUCAGCUACUUCCUCUUGUGACAUGAAUUGUGGGAGCUAUCCCAGAUCUGCCCAUCAAAUGCUAGGGAGACUUUUUUCUCCAGACAACAAAGAAGAGAAACGACUCAGGAUGAUCAAAACCAGCAGUCCCCCAGAAAAUGAAUUAUCAUCUCACAUCAUUUUAAUUUUAAUCAUUGUAAGCGCUGAAUGCAUCAUUGGUAUCAUUGCAAAUGGGUUCAUUGCAGCUAUAAAUACAGCGGAAUGGAUUCAGAAUAAGGAAAUUUCCACAAAUGGCAAGAUCCUGCUUUUCCUGAGUGUGUCCAGAAUAGCUCUACAAAGCUUCAUGAUGCUAGAAAUUAACUUCAGUUCAACAUCCCCAAGCUUUUAUAACCAAGACACUGUGUAUGAUACAUUCAAAGGAGGUUUCAUGUUCUUCAAUUACUGUGGCCUCUGGUUUGCUGCCUGGCUCGGCUUCUUCUACUUUGUGAAGAUUGCUGAUUUCUCCCACCCCCUUUUCCUUAAGCUGAAGUGGAGAAUUUCUGGAUUGAUGCCCUGGUUUCUGUGGUUGUCAGUGUUUAUUUCCUUGGGCCAUAGUGGACUCUUCCUCAAAAACGUCUACACUGUGCAUUGUAACAAUUCUUCUGCUAUCCCCUCCUUCAACUCCACGAAGAAAAAUUACUUCACUGAAACCAAUGUGACCAACCUGGUUCUUGUCUUUAACACGGGGAUCAUCAUCCCUCUGAGCAUGUUCAUCCUCGCAGCCACUCUGCUGAUCAUCUCUCUCAAGAGACACACCCAGCACAUGGAGAGCAAUACCACUGGCUCCAGGGACCCCAGCAUGGAGGCUCACAUGGGGGCCAUCAAAGCCAUCAGCUACUUUCUCAUUCUCUACAUUUUCAAUGCUGUCGCUCUUCUUCUCUAUAUGUCCAACGUCUUUGACAUCAACAGUUUCUGGAAUGUUUUAUGCAAAGUCAUCCUGGCUACCUACCCUGCUGGCCACUCCAUCCUACUGAUUCGGGACAACCCUGGGUUGAGAAGAGCUUGGAAGCGGCUUCAGGCUCGAGUUCAUCUUUAUUUAAAAGAGUAG